AUGGACCAAGCCAUGGACAUUAACGCCUUCGAGGGCCGCAUCGUAAAGAUGGAGGUCGAUUACAGUGUGACGUGCGACGAAAAGAUUCCGCUCUGCAAAGAGAUGGCAAAGGACGAGAACAAGUUCAACGAGGCGCUCGAAAUUUUGCUACAACUGGAAAAGCAAACACGUAUCGGUGCCGAUAUGGUGUCGAGCGCUCGUGUUCUCAUCGCUAUUGUGCAGAUUUGUUACGAGGCACGCAACUGGAACUAUCUGAACGAGUACGUCACGAUUCUGGUGAAGCGCCGUUCACAGUCAAAGCAGGCGGUGGCCAAGAUGAUCCAGGAAUGUUGCACCUACGUGGACAAGACACCGGAUAAGGAAACAAAGUUGAAGCUGAUCGAUACGCUACGCACGGUGACCGAGGGCAAGAUUUAUGUCGAGGUGGAACGGGCCCGGCUAACGAAGAUGCUUGCCGACAUCCGGGAGGCGGACGGGGACGUUACUGGGGCUGCCACCAUUAUGGAAGAGCUGCAGGUAGAAACGUACGGUACAAUGGAUAAGCGCGAGAAAGUGGAACUGAUCCUAGAACAGAUGCGACUGUGUCUUGCCAAGCAGGACUUUGUCCGUACGCAAAUCAUCGCGAAAAAGAUCAACAUAAAGUUCUUCAACGAUGCCGAACAGCAGGAUUUGAAACUGAAAUACUACGACCUGAUGAUUCGGUUGGAUAAGGAUUCAUCGUUUAUAAAGACUUCUCGCCAUUACCUGGCAGUGGUGGAUUCGGAUAUGAUUGCACAAGAAACAGAGCGACGGCAGAAAAUGAUGAUAUAUGCCGUGCUGUACUGUAUUCUUUCGCCCUAUGACAACGAGCAAGUCGAUAUGAUGCACAAUCUAUCGAAGAACAAGCUGCUGGAGGAGCUGCCGGUGUACAAAGAGCUUCUGCGUUUGUUCAUGUGCAAGGAACUGAUCAACUUCGACGCACUCUGCACGGUGUACGGUGCCGAGCUGAACACGUUCGAUAUCUUCAAUCAGGAGACCAGCCACGGCAAAAAGUGUUGGGCCGAGCUGAAGAACCGCCUGAUCGAGCACAACGUACGCAUCAUCUCGAACUACUACACGCGCAUCAAUUUGAAACGCAUGGCGGAACUGUUGGAUCUUAGCGAGCGCGAAUGUGAGGAGUACCUUUCACGGAUGGUGAACGCCGGCACGCUCAAAGUGAAAACGGACCGACCGGCAGGCAUCAUUCACUUCUCGCAGAAAAAAUCUGCCUCCGAGGUGCUAAACGAUUGGGCGUUCGGGCUGAACGAGCUGAUGAACCUGGUUAACAAGACCUGCCACCUGAUCAACAAGGAAGAAUGCAUCAACAACGUGAUGCCAAUGCCGGUAGCACCGUCGUCGUCCUCUCCAGUUUCCAGCAACUCCACCAAUCUAUUUUCACCGGUUGUUGCAUCCUGUUUGCUUACGUUCGCCGAUUCCUCUUCUAUCACAAUGAGCAUAGCCUGUUCCCGGUCAACGGGUUCCUCCAAUUCUCGGCUUGUACUUUGA
Anopheles marshallii is the source of this 1524-nucleotide messenger RNA. It is a transcript of the gene Rpn5, whose product is annotated as 26S proteasome non-ATPase regulatory subunit 12. Lineage: Eukaryota; Metazoa; Arthropoda; Insecta; Diptera; Culicidae. The transcript has 3 exons. The coding region runs from base 1 to 1524 and encodes 507 amino acids. The record is from RefSeq and is a predicted model, not a curated record. Gene Ontology annotation, cellular component: cytoplasm; nuclear proteasome complex; proteasome regulatory particle, lid subcomplex.